This is a messenger RNA of Zasmidium cellare ATCC 36951, 1602 nucleotides long. RefSeq lists its product as uncharacterized. The transcript has 5 exons. Gene Ontology annotation, biological process: transmembrane transport. The coding region runs from base 1 to 1602 and encodes 533 amino acids. NCBI's taxonomy places the organism in Eukaryota, Fungi, Ascomycota, Dothideomycetes, Mycosphaerellales, Mycosphaerellaceae. The record is from RefSeq and is a predicted model, not a curated record. Gene Ontology annotation, cellular component: membrane. Gene Ontology annotation, molecular function: transmembrane transporter activity.
AUGGGCAACUCUGAGGAUCCAGCUGCCAAUGGUGGCCAGCUUCGACCACGCCUUUCCCGGCUCUCGAUGAUUGGAAUGACCUUUGCCAUUCUCAACACCUGGAUCGCACUCGCAGGCUCCAUCGGGCUGGUGCUCCCCUCUGGCGGACCCGUCUGCUUCCUGUACGGGUUUCUCUUCUGCGUGGCUUGCAACUUCGCUCUGGGCGCCAGUCUGGGCGAGUUGGCAGCAACUUGGCCGACGGCUGGAGGGCAAUACCAUUUUGCGUAUAUGCUGAGUACCGAGCGAUGGAGGAGAGCGUACAGCUACUGGGUUGGAUGGAUCAGCAUUGCUGGGUGGCUGAUGCUCGUGACGACCGAGGGCUUCUUCUCGGCGCAGUUCGUCAGCGCAGCUGCGAAUAUCGCUUCUGGAGGAAGAUAUCAAGUCGAGGCGUGGAAGACAUACCUCAUCUUCCUGGCGAUACUGUCUUUUGGGACGUUGUUCAAUAUCUUUGGCAAUAGAUUGCUGGGCAGAUGGAAUGAUGGAGCCUUGUGGUGGUCCAUUCUGUCGGUUAUUGUCAUAUCUGCGGUUGUGCUCGCCACAUCGGGGAGAUUCAACAGCGCUUCAUAUGUGUUUGGCGGCUUCGAGAACGAAACUGGAUGGCCGGACGGAGUCGCCUGGAUCUUGGGUCUCCUGCAGUCUGCCUUGUCUCUGACAGGAUACGACGCAGCCCUGCACAUGACCGAAGAGAUGCCUCGUCCGUCGCAUGAUGUACCUCGUGCAAUCUUGAUGGCGAUUGGCAUCGGUGGCAUCAUUGGGUUUGCGUUUCUUCUGGUAAUUCUCUUCUGCCUCGUGGAUCCCACUGCCGUGUUGAGCACAUCUACUGGCAUGCCAAUCUCCGAGCUGAUGUUGCAGGCAACUGGGAGCCGGGCUGCGGCUACGAUCUUAACGUUGAUGUUGGCAGUAUGCUUCGUGAAUGGAACCUUGGGCUGCAUCACCAGCGCAAGUCGUCUGCUCUUUGCGAUGGCUCGAGACAAUGGCGUGUUGUUCUCCACGUGGUUCGCCCACAUCAAUGCUCGACUCGAAGUACCUGUCAGCGCCGUCAUCUUGACCUUUGUGUUCAACGCCUGCUUCGGACUGCUAUACCUCGGUCCCACCGUAGCAUUCAGCGCCUAUGCCGCCAGCAGUACCAUCUUCCUGAACAUGUCAUACGCGGCGCCGGUCUUGGUUCUCGUGAUUCGUCGACGCCGCAUUUUGCAGCUGGAUAGAGCACUGCCAGUCGGCUUUCGAAUGGAUAACGUCCUUGGCACCAUAGCAAACUGGACGUCGGUCCUCUUCGUUGGUGUCACCUCAGUGUUCUUUUGUUUCCCAACGGUCUACCCGACGAAUGCCAGCACCAUGAACUACGUCUCAGCGGUAAUUGGGAUCUUCGUGCUCGUUGUGGGUAUCCACUGGUUCGCCAUUGGGAAGAACUUCCAAGGUCCUGUGAGUCAAGUCGCCUUCGUGUCACGCUAUUCAGCAGUCGCUGACGAUCAACGCUCAAGUCAAUCGAUGUCAUCAGCAUUCCGGUUCUCGUACAUGGGCGGCAAAGCUCAAGCGAAGACGGACUCCAGGACAAGGAAGUAG